GUUUUGGCUGACUACCAUCAAUUUGAUCAGUGCGGUAAGGCGAUCGAGGGAAGUUCCAACUUGGUGAAACUUGCACCCCAGAUAACUUUCAGUCGCACCAAAUAUAAAGGCCAACGACAAAGAAGAUGCGACAUCUACGCGUCAAGAAGCCAAACCCGGCUGUCUUCCACAUCUGUAUUCCUUACAACGCUCAUGAAGAAGGUUAUCACCAAGAUGCUGAUGAUGUGGAACUCCAGCUGGAUGCUCUUCUCCUGCAGCUGAACACUGGCGAGUAUCUCCAGGAGGGGGACGGGGAUACUGAAGACGAGAUGUUGGGGACGGAGAGCGAGACGAUGCUGGCAGAAGCACGGUUUGGGGAAACACAUUCAGUUGCUAGUACCGAUUUACUCGAGCACGGCAUCAGUUCGAGAUCUCUGAAUGGCAUAGAGAAUGCCGCAGUGGAAGGAGACGCCCCUCUUGCAAGUAUUGAUGACGCUCUGGCACCAUCUCCGAAGAAGACGGAGCUAGAGAACGAAGGGGAGCGUCAAUCAGUGCGGAGCUGUAGCGCUGCUGAGCUGCCGACCACGGCUACCAAUUCAGCAGUUUGGCCGCCAUUACGAAGUGACAGUCUGGGCGACACUUUGGACUACUCUAGGGUUAGCUUACCAUCUUAUCCGGAUUCGACUCACGACUUUUUCAAGCCGCCGACAUCAAAAGCUCGGGAGGUGAUUAAACAGUUCUUGAAAGAUGGGGACAACGAGAAGGUGUUUCAGUUGCUGAAUCGUGCCUUGAAAUCAGACUUGAAUCUUGACAAUGCUAUAUAUCGAAUACUGGACAUAUUAGAAAGAUGGGAUGUUGAUAUUGCAAGUGAUUGUUUCAUAGAGAAAGGGACGAGUGCUUCGUUGUUGCAUACUGCCCUGCUCUUUAGGAAGGAAAAUGCUACAAAGAGACUCGUAGAACAGUUUCCUGAUCUCCUGUACGUAAACUACACCAGUAAAAAGUACAAGGACCAGACGUGUUUUCACAUUGCUGUCGCGAAUAACGACUGUGGAUUGAUAUCUAAGAUGCUUUGCUCGAUAAAGGACCGAUCGGAACGGAAAGCGCUGCUGAACACCGUAGCUGGCGGAGACUAUUUUAAUCACGAGAGACCGGAAGCGUCCACGUGUCUCUCUGCGGCUGCGUGGAUGGGUCAGUUGGACAUGAUUGAGCGGCUCAUUGUAGAGGGCGCUGAUCUUGAGUUGCGGGGGGUCGGUGGGAAUACCCUGCUUCAUUUCAUAGUCAUGCUGUCUAUCAAGAAAUUGAAUAUGCUAACAGCGAGGAAGCUAUUCAAAGCCGUUUAUGAGAACAGUGGUUGGUGGUGGGGCGACGCAAAGGACAUUGGAACGUCAGUAGACAAUGAAAGCUUAAAGAGAGAAGCUUUUCGAUAUCUCAUGAGGAUACCCAACGAUGCAGGCUUGACCCCAGCCGCCCUCGCUGUCCAACUCCAUUCACCUCUUACCGGUUUCAUACUGAGCCUUGAACCGGUCUUCAAGCUCCAGCAAUCAGAGUUAGGUGAAAUGGGUGCAGCCACCUAUGACGUGACGGGUGUUCUCAGCUUUACGCCAUCUAGUGACGGAAUGGGAAGAUGGCAUUACAACGUAGGUUCCAUCCUUCACACCCUCGCCCACACAGACAAGGUCAUUGCCACUGACAAGUCCGACGGGACAAUCAAGGACGUGGCAGAAAUGGAACCGAUUAGCUCAGCCAUCCAGAUGAAGUGGAAGGUCUACCGGUGGAUAUAUCUAAUCUGGUUCAUCGUGCAUGCGCUGUUCAUGACUGUGUUGACCAGCACUGCACUGCAUCAUCACGACACGAAAUCCAAAAAUCAGGACGGCCCAGUGUUUGGUCUAUUUCUUCCCCUGCCGUUGGUCUAUCUGGUCUUUGAGGCUGCUGACUUUAGCUAUACUAUGUAUAGCUACAUAAUGACCUUUGGUGAGCCCAGAUCUGCAAUCAUCGCCUUCUUUAAACAGCAACUUAUCACAACUGGAAACAUCCCCUACAGAGUUGUUCUCAUCGUCUUCUCGUGGUGUAUGCUCGUUUGGUGCGGGAUGUAUCACCAAGGCAACCUAGAUCACGCGGUGCCACUAUCGAUGGCGCUCGUCCUAGGAUGGAUCUUCAUGUUGUUCUUCUGCCGAGGUUGCCGCCAUGUUUGCCGGUUCGCAACGAUGGUGCAGAGAAUGAUCUUCAGGGAUCUGCUCUUCUUCCUCGCAGUAUAUCUCUUCAUCGUGAUAGGGUUUUCAGCCGCGGUGCACGUGCUCCUACCCGAGGGUCAAGGUCAAGGUCAUCGUCAAACCACCUCAAUGACUUUCUUCCUGAUGUUGAAUGUGAUAAAUAAUAUGGACACCUCUCCUAUCGGACAAAACACUCUGCAUGGUGAUUACGCAAGACUUCUUCUAGGUGCCUAUGGUAUCGUCUCAGCAGUUCUGUUACUCAGCUUGCUGAUUUCGAUGAUGAAUACUACCUAUGUAGCCGUGAAGAGUUCUGACGUGAAUCUCUGGCGCUACCAGCAACUCUCCAUCAUGCUGCUAUUGGAGAGGCGAUUCUUCUGGUGGACUAAGCUGUGUAGGUUGUCACAGAAUGCGGCCAUCUUACGGUUCACCCAGGAUAUCACAGAUCCAGAGAGGAGGACCGGGAGGGUCUAUAUGAACAUCCAGGAACACAUCAAACAUUAGUGGGCGAAUCUUAGGUUGGUGCCAUCUGCUCUAGCAAACCCAUAAGAAAAGUCAUUUGGGCUAUUCCGAAUAAACGAAAGUUGUUAGCCCAACAUAUAGCCCUCAACCAACAAUGGUUCGGCAGACACUGCAGUUGUUGAUCAUAUUUUCCAAAUCUGGUCCAUUUAGAAACGCCUGUCGAAAUGCUCCUUGACUCUUGCAUUGCAUCUGACACUUAAUCAGGGAAUCUAUCUUCUUGGCUUCGAACAGCGUGACAAACCUCAAUUCAGCUAGGAACUUGGCAAUUGGUAAUAUCGGAUCAUCCUCUUGUUUGUCACCUGUCUCCGUGGUGUGAUUUGCAGCUGCCAGCCCCUGUGAGAGCACGGUAGCGCCGAUCCUGAUGAAGGCCCCCGCGGUGUUGUCCAGGGAGACGACAGUAGCCUGUUUCCAAGCCAGGGUGGUAUCGCCUUUGGACGAAACCAUAUUGAGAUUACCAAAAGCAUGACGACGAUUUGCCGGUUUAUCUGAUGCAGUCCAUUUGUUCUGUCAAUUUACUAUAACCGCAUUUUGGAAUCUGCUUCAAUCUUCCAUGAGGUGAUAAACUAGUAGAUACACUGAUCAGGUAUAUGAGUAUAGUCUCUUUGUCUUCUGCUCACGAACAAAUCGUACAAUGAAGUUGGUAUCUUCCUCUGGUGUUGUAGGCUGGAGGCAACAUAGUACAAACCAGCCUCAUAAACAACGACACUAACAUUAUGUCCUGGUUAUCUUGAAGAGAUAUUAGAAACAAAUAUGCUUAGCAGAACUUCCAUGGGAAUCUUUGGGCAUCUUCUGUGAGUAAAGUUUUAGCGUUUUCUUCUGAAAAUCAGAGUUCAUCCCAAGAUUUCAAAUGGUGAGAGUAGAAAAAUGGCUGGGGUAUAGAGGCAUUUACAAGAGUCUUGUAUAUAACCAAGUGAAGACUAUUAAUUCUUGAUAUUGCAAUUUGUAUUGCAAUCUUCAGUGGAAACAACGCAACAUGUUGCGUAAUUCUCGUCGAAACUUUGCAAUGGGUAAGGUAUACACAUAGAAAUUCAUUCCAUAAUUACAAUACUGAAAGAAGCCAGUAACGGAAUCGACAAAUUCAUAAAUGACUUUUGGUUUCUGACCUGCGUGAAUGUAACGGUAGUAUAUUUUCCCUAGUUGAAAUGGGAGGAGACAUAAGAAUGAACUAAUGGUCACUGCGAGUAACAUCAACGUGAUAUGGCCUUCCUUGUCGUGUCGUGACACUUGGCUGGCAUCAACACGUUGAAGCUUCUGGCGCUUUCUUUGAUUUGCCUUGAGAAUACAGACAAUACAAACAUUACUAAUGAGUAGUGCAAGUAAGGGAAUAUAGAAUAUACUUAUCAGUCUAAAAUGGGCGUAUACAUAGGACCAAUGCAGAUAUGCGUUUGUAAUCAACUUGCAGUCCUCCUCAUGUGUGAUGUAUGACCGUACAAACCCGACUGGUGCAUGCACCAACGUGAGGAUGAUAACGAUGAAAGAGGUGGUCACCUUAGCUCUGCCCACGUGACACCAGGCCUUAGCUUUGAGCGGUAUGGCUACUGCAAGAAGUCUGUCCACAGACAUCGUAGUGAGGAUGAUAGAGCUUACGGCGGGGGAGAGCCGUUUGAAGGAAUUCAGCAGAGCACAUGUAAAUGUUCUAUAUUCGAAUGACGGAUGACUCGUAGUCCACAUUUUGAAAUGAUCAACACUCAUCCAUGAAAUAAGAAACAUAGAAUCAAAAAUGGCCAGUAUUUUCAUGUAGAAACAUGUAGAUGAUGACUUGUACUGGUUUUGAGACAGGAGAAGGAAUGAAAGCACGUUACCGGUGACACCUACUACAAGAAUGCCAAGAGGGGCAACAAAGGAAAGCCAAAACGUCAAUCGUGGAAUAAGGUUAUCUUCUUCUUGUGAUGUAAGGGUAUAUAGUAUACUGUAAUCAACAGCAGAUGGCGUCUGGGAUUGCAUGGCGACGGUUGAUUCCUCCAUAAAGCCCGGAUAUAACAACACCGUAAAUAUAGUGUGGUCAGUUUGAAGUCAAAACAAUUCAUGAAAUACAAAGAACCAGCAACACUUCCGCAUCAACAAGUGCGUACCGAUGAAGCUAAUACUUUCAUUUCAAUCCGUAUUUAUAAAUGCUUUCAAAUAGAAUUUGUUUUUAGAAAUUCACUUCGUGACAAGAUGUCAAUAGAUAUAUAGAAUCAAUACUGGUGAUGGCUUAUAACAUGAAAGAGG
Lineus longissimus is the source of this 4919-nucleotide messenger RNA. Its product is annotated as transient receptor potential cation channel subfamily V member 5-like. Gene Ontology annotation, cellular component: plasma membrane. Gene Ontology annotation, biological process: calcium ion import across plasma membrane. The transcript is spliced from 2 exons. The record is from RefSeq and is a predicted model, not a curated record. The coding region runs from base 126 to 2690 and encodes 854 amino acids. Gene Ontology annotation, molecular function: protein binding; calcium channel activity. NCBI's taxonomy places the organism in Eukaryota, Metazoa, Nemertea, Pilidiophora, Heteronemertea, Lineidae.